AUGAGCAAAAAGUUCAAAUCCCAGGCCUCCAGCAGUCGCGCUGCUGCCAGCGCCUUUGGUGGAUUCGGUGGCUUCUCCAGCCAAGGUCGCGAGCCAUCGGCUCUCACAUACAUCGCGGAGCCACCAGAUCUCUCACGCAUUGCCGAACAGCAACUGGUGAUCGCAUUCAAGAACCUGCAGAAGAAAGAUGAGAUCACACGGACGAAAGCUUUGGAGGAGCUCAAGGACUAUAUUCUCGCCAUUGAGGGCCGGAAUGGAACUCUCGAUGACGGGCUAUUGGACGCAUGGGUGAAAAUAUACCCGCGAGCUUCAAUCGACCUCUCUCGCAGAGUUAGACAGUUGGCACAUCUCCUACAGGGCUCAAUUGCUUCCCUCGUGGGCAAGCGCAUCGUGCCUUACCUCCCCAAGGUGGUGGGCGCAUGGCUCGCCGGACUCUACGACAAUGACCGACCGGUCCAUCGGUCUGCCCUAGAGUCGUUCAGCAAAGUCUUCUCUACGGAGGAGAAAAGGAACAAUGUAUGGAAUAUCUACCAAAGUUCGAUCCUGGACUUUGUAGAUGAUGUCAUCCUUCAUCAGACUUCCUUAACAUUGAGCGACGAGAGAACUGUCAAGCGUGAUGAUGCUGAAGCAAAAUACGCACGCGUAGUGGGAGCUGCAGCUCUGCUAUUCAACAGAAUUCUGGGGAAUUCAGCAGACGUCGACCUGCAGAAAGAUAUGGCCACCAUCGAGAAUCUCCUGGGGAGUAAGUCGCUGUGGGCUUUCUGCCAUAAUGACGAUCCAUAUGUUCGUCGAUCAAUAUAUAUUCUCCUGCGAUCUGCGGUUUCCCGAGAACCAGCAUGGCUUGAUUGGAACGUCCUCAGCACGUCUGUAAUUGGGAAAUCGUUAUCUAUCCCACAGAUUGGAUCUGCUUCCGAGCUGUCUGAAUCUCUCCUGCUAUUGACAUCAUCACGCCCCCAAGUCUGGACUGAGGAUUAUACUGGAAAGUCAUCCUCCUCGAAAAGGCUACGCCAGUACAUUCAAAAGGGGUCUCAAGGCGGUCCCGGGCUCUUUUGGUCAAACCUCGAUAAUUUAUUGCGAAUUGUGCCAUCUCAAGUUCUUGCAGGAGCUGACAAGACAUCUGCCAAUGAGGAAAUCAAUGCCUCAAGUGCCGUUGUCCUGGCGGAAGCUUUUCAAGAAGGCCUCUGUUCUCGAGAAGAACCACGCCAGAAUCUUGCUAUUGGGUGGAAAUCCUACGUCCACGUCGGGACGUGGCUCGCAAGUCUACUGCCUCAGGAUCAAAGAUCCGAAUUUAUCCAAAAGAGAAUGUCUCCUCUGGUGGAAAAUUACGUGCGGCCUGAAACUGCUCAAUGGUUGCUGCCGCCACAAGCCGCUGAAGAUAUUUGCGUCACUUAUCUCGCCAGUGCAGCUUCACAAAGACAGGAUCAAGAGAUCCACUCAUUGUGGACAAAAUUGUCAGACGAUUUGCUGCAAGCAGUGAAGUUAUCAUCCCCUGAGCAGUCAAAAGAUUUUCGGACAUCACAAAAUUCGAUUUGCGAUCAAUCAAAGCGCUUGUUUUCCUUAGAAGCUGCGCUGGUCUCUUGGGUUCCAGACAAGGAUGAAGAAUUUGUUCUGGGAGUCUUCGACAAAACAGGCUUAUCCCUACUUCAUGAAUGCUUGCAAGUUCUUCGAUCUCGCAACGGGAAGCCGUAUGGAGCUGCGGCUGUGGUGGAGGAAUGCGUGCGGCAUAUGCCCCAAAUUGCACAGCGCUCACAGGAGCUUCUGAGCUUCGUCCAAACAGAUGCGCCGGGGCUUCUGAACUCGCCAUCCGCGGACCGCUUGAUUGCAACAAUCCUGCUAUGUCGGGAGUGGGAUGGAUUUGCGUCUAGCUUUGAGAACAUUGUCGAGCGGACCAUGGAGCUGGAGCCUGAGCAGUCGAAUGCAAGCGUUCUUCAGAACCUGCUCUCAACCCUCGAUUUCAAUGAAGUCGGAGACAGAGACAAGCUCGCUUCCCUCGUGAUGCGGGCUCUGGAUAAUGCCUGCAAAGGAAGCCAACCCCAUUGGCCAAUUAUCACGGCUGUCCUUCAAAACCACUCCUCUCGUGGCGAAUUGCUGGAUCGCAUCUUUCUGUCGAUCAUUGACUCCUUAUCUUCGGAGGACAGAGUGUUUGACGCGUUGCACGGGCUUUCUCAAAUCGGAAAGACUACACCGUCAGCAGUGAAGGCGUUCCAAAGUGGAUCUCAUGGAUCAAAGUUGGCAGGGAAGCUUCUGUACCUCACAGAGUCUCCCUCAGAGGAAGUGGCUAAUCUUGCAGAAUCUUUAAUGAGGACCUUCAAGGAAUCUUCCAUUGGUGGUACCAGCGCCAAGUCUAACAUUGAAAUCCUUCAUCACGAGUUUAGCCAAGUCAGCGAAGAGUCAUUAUCUAUCCACUCUCUCAUUGCCAUCGCAGAAGAAGUGGCUCAUAGCUCGAAACCGGAGACGUCCACAAGUAUCACAGACAUCCUUCCGUCUCGCAGCUCAUGGGAGGAUGCAUUGAGUCCGUUUCUCCAAAUCCCCCCUCGACCCUCGACGGCCAUCACAAGCCCGUUGGGUGGCACUGUGCAGCUCAUCCAACGUGAGCUAUCGGAUUCAUUCAGGGCGUUAUGGCUAUCUAUUCCCCGAGAUUCAGCUCGUUGCUCCGCAGCAUUCCGCCUAGCCACUUUCACGAUUAGAGCUCUGUCCUCGUUUGAUAUUGUAAAUCAAUUGGACAAGGAAGCCCUUGAGACAUUGUUCUAUUUUCUUCCGUUGGCCAUCCAGCUCAUGGAUGACGAUCUGAGCAUCGAAAACUGCAACGGCAUUACAGGUCUCGAGCUAGCCGACCAACGAGAAGAGUAUAUGGACACUGUUCUUGAUGGCCGAAAGGUUAUCGCUACCUGGAUCCAUGCCCAAGAGCCAUUGAAGUCUUUACAAGAUAUGUCUAUCUCUUCUUUGUUUACUUUGUUCUGGGAGUCCAAAUUGGAAGCACUCGAUGGCACCACUCCCAUAAAUUACAGGGUUGGAGAGGCCUAUGUGAAGAUUAUGAACAGUGUCGAUUCAGUGCAUGCUUCAAAAUCAUCGGACGAGGUUGCCAAAAUCUGCAGGGAGGCGCGGACAGCCAAUGCCAUCCGCUCAACAGCUAGAUUUGCCGUCUUGCGGAGUUCUAUUCUGUCUAACCCCGUUGGGAAUCGGAUAUGCAAUGAAUUGGUUGCUGAUUCAACUGGACUCAAGCCUCAGGAGGAGCGCUCAGAUGGUCUGCGAAAACUAGUCCUUCUCAAUACAUUGUUUGCAGGGGAAGAAAACGUCGCUUCGACCAUUCCAAACCAGAGAUUGGUUUUCCUUACCAAGCAUCUGCUGCAAUGCCUCCAGUCUGAUAUUAAAUCUCUCGGGAUACGAGCCGAAAUCAUCAAGACACUGGCAUUUGUUCUCCCAUGUCUCGGCGAGAUUUACGGAUCACAUUGGGAGGAGAGCAUGGAGGUUCUCAGUGCUACCUGGAGAGAGACCAGUGGUGGUGAAGAUGCAUUGCCGUUGCUGGUGGCGUCAUUCGGACUCUUCUUGCGUUUGAAGUCCAUUGCCGAAAGUGACAGUAAUGAUGAUGUUCAGGAUGCUUGGUCCGAGCGGAAAGCUGGGCUUUUCAAUGAUUUGGCUUCUACAAUUGACAAGUUUGACUCAACCACUACGUUCCAUCAACCUCGUGACGUGGCUGUUGAUAGACUGCGUCGUUUGAUCAACACAAUCCCGAUUGAGAAGCUGGAGGAUGUCAGCGAGAUCUUCCAGCUUCUGACUGCGCACAGUCGAGCAGUCCAGCGAACAGCCUACACGAUCCUCCACCGGUACAUCCCGCAGACGCAGGAGCAGGUCUCGUUCGAUGUAGCUUUGUCGAAGACGGCAGUCAGCCUGCCCGACGAGCUUCUAUCGUUGCUUCUUGAACCCCCGACAAUGCAGGCGGUGUCGUUGUCCUAUGGUGAUGACAAGAUGUGGACCAGCAUGAGGUCAUAUCUUCUGAGCUGGAAGGUGGUCUUUGACCACUUUACCAAUGCGUCCCUCCCCGUCCAAGAGUACUACGCAUCCAACAUCAAAGAGAACGAGAUACUGAUUCCCUUGCUGGAGUUCACGUUCGCCUUCCUUCAAAAGUCACAUGGCAAGAUCGUCGAUGCUUCCAAGCUUGAUGUGCGGUCUUUUGAGCCAGAUGAGUCCGAGAGCGCCGAGAAAGAAACGCAGUGGCUUCUGGUGCAUCUGUACUACUUGUGUCUGCGGCAUUUGGCGAACAUGACAAAGACCUGGUGGAUUGACACCAAGAAACGGGUUAAGGGUCCCGUGGAAGUCUGGACUGAGAAAUACAUCUCCCCUCUUGUCGUCAUGGAUGCUCUGCAGAGCGUAACCGAAUGGGUUUCGACGCAGGACCAGGAUGAAGAACGCGCCUUGUCUGUGAAGGUUUCACCCAGAACUGCUGAGAUCAUUGCUAGUGUGACCGUGGACGAGGAGUCUCCGGAUGUCGCCAUCUCGAUCUCGCUGCCUCCCGCGUACCCGCUUCAGCCGGCGGUGGUCGUCGGCCGGAGCCGGGUGCUGGUGGAUGAGAAGAAGUGGAAGAGCUGGCUGCUCACAAUCCAAGGCGUGAUAAUGUUCGCCAACGGCAAUCUCGUUGAUGGGCUGCUGGCCUUCCGGCGCAACGUGCAAGGAGCGCUCAAGGGCCAGAGCGAGUGCGCGAUCUGCUACUCGGUCAUCUCGACAGACAUGCAGACGCCCAACAAGCGGUGCGCGACAUGCAAGAACACCUUUCACUCGAUCCCCAACCUUAACACUCUCCGACGAGGUGGCCGCCGGUCCCGACCCGAUGAUGGCCCAUCGCGCCCUCAAGGAAAAGACUGUGUGGUCCAGGGCACGGAUAAUGACGCCAGCGUCUCCCGGCUGAGCGCCGUCGAGCUGGGGUACUUGGACGACGCGUACGUAGAGGCAUUGACACCGUCCGAAUCGGCGACCAGGCGGCUUCCAAUUAUCAAUCGAGGAACCUAUGUUCGCGCUACCGCGAUCGACCAGCUCGUCGCUCGCUUCCUCGGCCCGUACAGCGCGGACAACCAGAUGAAACAGAUCAUCUCGCUGGGUGCUGGUUCUGAUACACGGAUCUUUCGCCUGCUCUCGUCGCGUUCGGCCCCAGACUUUGUCUACCACGAGAUCGAUUUCCCCGUCAACACAGCGGCUAAGGUCCGUGCUAUUCGCUCAUCACCGCUGCUGCAACAAGUGCUAGGCAUCAAUGCCUCCGAGAAUAAGGUGACGGUCUCGGAAUCCGCGGAUGCCCUUCACUCGCCCGCGUAUCACCUCCAUCCUCUCGACCUGCGCGUCCUCUCCCCGGACACACCAUCUCCAGAAACAUUACUUCCUGGCGUGGAAACCGGGCUACCAACCCUCCUGAUCUCCGAAUGCUGUCUGAUCUACCUAUCACCAACUGAAGCCGACAAUGUCGUUGCCUUCUUCACGAAACUCAUUUCCAACCAUGCCGCACAACCACCCACCACCCCCCUCGGGCUAAUCUUCUACGAACCAAUCCGACCAAACGACCCCUUUGGCCGCACAAUGGUCUCCAAUCUCGCAGCGCGUGGAAUCCACCUUCAGACUCUGCAUCGGUAUGCCUCGCUCGAGGCACAGCGGGCCCGGUUCCGGGAACAGGGACUCGCGAGCGGACAGGCCGCUGCAGAUAUUGAUUUUAUUUGGGAGCGAUGGGUGGACGAGGAGGAGAAAGAGCGUGUGGCCGGGUUAGAGAUGCUGGAUGAGAUGGAGGAGUGGCGGUUGCUGGCUCGGCAUUACUGCGUUGCUUGGGGGUGGAGGGAUCGUGAUGAUGAGCCGGUAUUUGGGGGAUGGAAGACCUUGGAGGCUCAGGAGGACAGCGAGUGA
Molecule: messenger RNA, 5880 nt
Organism: Penicillium lagena
Lineage: Eukaryota; Fungi; Ascomycota; Eurotiomycetes; Eurotiales; Aspergillaceae
Product: ubiquitin-protein ligase RKR1
Exons: 10
Coding region: 1-5880 (1959 amino acids)
Biological process (GO): ribosome-associated ubiquitin-dependent protein catabolic process; methylation; rescue of stalled cytosolic ribosome
Cellular component (GO): cytosol; RQC complex
Molecular function (GO): ubiquitin protein ligase activity; methyltransferase activity; ribosomal large subunit binding
Source: RefSeq, a predicted model, not a curated record